AUGGCAUUUAUAUGGAAUGCGAAAAAUAAUUUUAUUCUUUUACAUUUUGUUACACUUCAUCAACAACAACAACAAUCAUCAAUAUCAGAUAUUAAUUGGUCAUCAAUUGUAAAUGAUAUUAGUCUUGAAAUUUGUUCAACUCCAACUUUAUUAAAAGAUCAAUACGAAUAUUUAUUAGAAAAUUUUUAUCUAAAACAAGAUUCAAAAUCUCUUUAUUCAACAUUAAAACGUAUUUAUUUACAUUCAUUAUGUCAAAAAAUAGAAGAUAAUUUACAUUCAACACUUGAAGUUGUCUAUGAAUUAAUAAGACAUGUACGUUUAAAACGAAUUAAUAUUGAUGAUAUUGAACAAUUGCUUAAUGAAUGGAAUUUUGAUUCUUCAUCUGAUGAUCAGAAAAAAAGUAAAGAUCGUCUUUUGGAUAUAUUAAAUCGUAUUCGUCGUUAUAUUCAAAUUCUUCCGAAAAAUGAUGAUCAAUCAAUUGAUCAGAAUCUAACAACAUGUUCAAAUACAAAAGAACAAUCGAUUGUUCAAGAAGAUUUAGAAACAGUAUCUGAUAAUAAUGAUGAUAUUUCGAUGACAUAUGUUCGUAAAAUAAAACAAAAACAAUUGAUAAAUAUCGAUAAUAAUCGAAUUAUUAUAAAUAAAAUUGAACGAGAAAAAUCGUCUACAAUUCGUCGUCGUUGUCAAUCAUUAACAUUAUUUGAUGGAAACAAAGAUAAUAAACUAAAUAUUGGAGUAGAAUGGUUUGUACCAAAAUUAAAACGUCAACAGAGAUCUUCAUCUUUACAUGCUCGAUGUCGAUCACCAUCACCAAAUGAUUCUUUAUUACUAAAAAAUCAAAAUAUUAAAUGUAAAAAUAUACUACUAACGACUAUAGACAAUGAUGAAUCUUCAAAUUUGAUGAUUAAUUCAAAUGUUCGACAAACACAUACACAGCCAAGUAUUUCUUGGUUACCACUUACAAACGAACAGGUUGCAGAAAAAGAACAUCGACAAAAAGAACCACGAUUAUUAAUCGACAAUCAACAAUGUGAUCAAAUAUCUUCAGAUUCUGAGUCGAUGGAAUUUCAACAAGCAUCAUAUCAACAGGAACAUAAUACAUGUAAACGGCAACGUCUUUCUUGA
Rotaria sp. Silwood1 is the source of this 1125-nucleotide messenger RNA. The record is from the annotation of a GenBank genome assembly. Lineage: Eukaryota; Metazoa; Rotifera; Eurotatoria; Philodinida; Philodinidae.